AUGAAACUUUUAAUACUACUCUCGGUACUUUUGUGCAUAUGGGAGGGUGUGUCGGCUAAGUGCGGCUACGAUGCCUGUCCGGCUACCAAUCCCCAUAAGCUCAACAUACACCUUAUCGCCCACUCCCAUAACGAUGUCGGCUGGACUCAGACCCCGGACCAAUUGUACGACAAUCACAUCGUAAAGAUUUUAGGCACCGUAGUGGAGGAGUUGCUUAAGGACCCGGCACGUAAAUACACCCAGGUGGAAAUGUAUUUUUUCCACCGAUGGUGGCUGAGUCAGACUGAUGAGCUCCGGGGUGUGGUUAGGAAAUUGGUGGCCGAGGGUUUAAAAUUCUUAAACCAAACAUUCGGCACGUGUGGUAGACCAAAAAUAUCAUGGCAAAUCGACCCAUUUGGCGCCUCCAUCGAAAUGGCCUCGCUAUUCGGUCUAAUGGGGUUCGACGCCAACGUGUACAACCGGGGCGUCCCGAAGGGCGAGUACAUAUGGCACGCGUCCAAUGACCUAAACACCAAGGUGUUCACCACCGUUUUGCACGACCACUACUACCCGCCCGGUGGGUUCAACUUCGAGAACGCCAACGAAUCCAUAACCGACGCGAAUGUCAAGGAGAGGACCGUUAAGUUUAUCGACUAUUCGCGGAAGUGGAACAAAGAUUAUGGUAACUCUAGUCACGUGUUGGUUACUAUGGGCGGCGAUUUUUUCUAUAAUGUUGCCAGUAAGUGGUACGAUAACAUGGAUAAACUGCUCAAGGAGACUAAGGCUAACCAUCCCGAUGUCAAUAUGAUAUACUCGUCGCCUAAUUGCUAUAUUAAGGCGCUUAAUGCGAUGAACUUGACGUAUACGGAACGGGAUGUUGACUAUUUGUCGUAUUGGGUGGGCUACUACUCUAACAGGCCGGCGUUGAAGUAUCAGGAUAGACAGACUAAUAAUAUUUUGCAGGCGAGCAAGCAACUAUCAGUAAUAGGGCGCUUAGACCCUGCUAAAACAAAAGCAUACCUGGACGAGGCAGCCAAUGAGGUGGCUAUAUUGACACAUCACGACGCCAUCACCGGCACCUGCCCUCAGACCAUAUCCAACGAGUACACGAGUCGACUCCAGUCGGGAUACGCCGCCAGUAAAGCCGUUAUCCGAAAGGCUUUCGAGUACUUGAAGUCGAAAACUGGGGACAAAAAAGUGGUUUUAAGUGACGUUUUCUGCGAUGCACUCAAUAUA
Messenger RNA from Oppiella nova, 1215 nucleotides. Lineage: Eukaryota; Metazoa; Arthropoda; Arachnida; Sarcoptiformes; Oppiidae. The record is from the annotation of a GenBank genome assembly.